CGCGCGCGGUGAGCGCCAGGGGUCUACAGAUCGCUCUAGGACCGGGGUGACCUUGGGCUUCCAGACUGCUGCGCGCAGGUGCCAGAUCUAGCGGCCGCGGGGGUGGGGCCAGCGAGAGGGGCGGAGCUCCAGGCUGAAAAGACCCAGCCCGAAAGACAAGCGGGCAGAGCAAACGGGCUGCGCGGCGCAGAGUUCGGCUCCUCAUUGCUGGCAGAUUCUGUGGAUGCUCACAAUGCGGAGCCAAGGAGGAUUCAUCCUGCUGGUGCUGCUGCUCCUCCUGGCUGUCAUCUGCCAUUCAGGCCACAGCCUGAACUGCUACAACUGUAUUUCACAAGCGACUAAAAACUGCACUAAGACCACCACCUGCUCGUCGAAUCUUGACGCGUGUCUCUACGUUGAAGCCGGGCCCAAAACGUACUUCUACCAGUGCUGGAAGUUUGCGGACUGCAGUUACGAGCGCAUCUCGACUUCUUUAGGGCUUCAGAAGCUGCAGUACAACUGCUGCCAGCGUGACCUGUGUAACGGGAGCCCUGGCACCAGUGUCUCCGCGAAGAUGGCUCUGCUGGUGACCCCGCUGCUGGCAGCAGCCUGGACCCUUGGUCUCUAACUCAACACCAGGGGCCACUUCUCCUAACCUUUCUGUUUCUGUAUCUUCCUGGGUUCCUCUGCUGCUGCAUUCCCAAGGGUAUCUAUUUGCAGCUGGAUCCUAUUGGGAUCCUGAUGGAAAAGAUUAAAACUAGCUUGAGCCACUUGGUUAAGACAG
Molecule: messenger RNA, 763 nt
Organism: Hyaena hyaena (striped hyena)
Lineage: Eukaryota; Metazoa; Chordata; Mammalia; Carnivora; Hyaenidae
Gene: CD59
Product: CD59 molecule (CD59 blood group)
Exons: 4
Coding region: 224-607 (127 amino acids)
Biological process (GO): negative regulation of activation of membrane attack complex
Cellular component (GO): plasma membrane
Molecular function (GO): complement binding
Source: RefSeq, a predicted model, not a curated record